This is a messenger RNA of Drosophila eugracilis, 10235 nucleotides long. RefSeq lists its product as uncharacterized. Gene Ontology annotation, biological process: signal transduction. Gene Ontology annotation, cellular component: nucleus; plasma membrane. The record is from RefSeq and is a predicted model, not a curated record. Bases 264 to 8603 code for a protein of 2779 amino acids. The transcript has 18 exons. NCBI's taxonomy places the organism in Eukaryota, Metazoa, Arthropoda, Insecta, Diptera, Drosophilidae. Gene Ontology annotation, molecular function: protein binding; guanyl-nucleotide exchange factor activity.
CAUCAUUUCCGUUUCUGACCUCGUGCGAAGCAGACACGUGAACUGUAACUACGAAAACAUAAAAAUACCUUUGGCUGAAUAACUAUUUCGAUUUUUUUUUGUGUGCAAAAGUUAUUCUAAAAAUUAUUUGUGUUUGGACAAACUUGCAAAGAUAACUUUCCCAGACCUAAGCAGUGCUGUAAAUCAAGGUGUACUGUAGCGUAAGCCGAGUUGCAGUUCUUCAGGCGACCUAGUCGCAAGCAGAUCAAGUUACCAGUAGGGACAUGCCAACCAUGACACGGAUGCAUCGCCACUCCAGUUCCAGUGCCGUGGUAGAGGAGUCACGCAGUCGGCGGCGUGGAGUGGGCGUGGUGCAAGCAGCGGGAGACGCCAACAAGGAGAACUUUGGGGUGCACUUUAUGAGCAGUCCCUUCGGCAAUGCCAGUUUGAUUGCCCUGCAGGAUCUGAGCAAUGUUCAUGGAAAGAGUCCGCAGCGCAGGAGUUUCAGUGAAGGAAGUGGACCUAGGCAGGCUACGCCACAAUUGGCGGCCCUGCGCUGUUUGCCACGCACCAACGGCGGAGCAUUGGGAGCAGUUGCUCUCGAGGAUUCGCAGCUAUCGUCAUCGCGAAUGGGUGAUACCACUUUGGAUCGCAUGCUGGAUGCCAUAAUAGAAUCGGCUAGGAAGGAAGUCAGGUGCACAAAACCAUUGGCUACCACUGUUAAUGGUUCUAGUGCCGCCACCACAACGGCCACCAUUCUGGCGGAUAACGGGGAGUGGAGCGAGACCAGCGUCCACGAAAUGGAGGUGCGUACUCCCACCCACUUAAAGCGCCAGCGGGUGGUGCGGCGUAAGAACCCACACAAAACCUCCACCCAAACGCAGGCCCAUCAAGUCAAGAAGGAGCAACUGCAGCUGAUUCCCAGCACCAAACGCUGUCUGAGUUUCUCAUCCAGUUCCGCAUCGAGUGAUUUGGAUGACGAUGAGCAGCAGGUGGCCAAGAGAAGUUCGCUGGCCUCCCCUGCGACCACUCCCCCGUCCCACAGUAGCAGCACCUCCCACAGCAGUGACAGUAACAGUAACAGUGGUGCUGACUUGGAAUCAAGACAGCGGGGCAGCAUCGAUGUGAGCCUUUCAUAUAAUGCCAAGGAGCAGCAACUCAAUGUACAUGUGAUUCGUUGUCGGGACUUGCAGCGUUCCCAUGGCAGUGGAAAUGGCAGCAUUAAUGCCUACGUCAAGGUGGCUCUGUCCGGAGGCAACCAUCCACCCGGCUACAGUGGACACUCCUCCGGUGGAAGCAUGAGCUCAGGCUAUCAGCGUACUGCCGUCCAUCGGCACUCGGGACGUCCGUAUUUCGAUCAGCGGUUCAACUUCCAUGUUUCCAGUGGCGAGGAAACUACGGGCCAGUACCUUCAGUUGGCCGUGUGGCAUCGGGAUCGCCAUUUAAACUCAGUUCCCGUUACUCAGUCCGAGUGGCAAGCUCGCGUGGAAAGCGACGAAAAACGGCGAACGACUGGCAACGUUCGAAAGCGCAGGAAAUCGAGGAAAAGUAGACGCAGCGAGUUUCUGGGCUGCACCACCUUUCCACUGAAUGAGCUAGUGCAUCCGGAUUCGGGCAUCACGGCAGGAUCCUACAAAUUGCAGGCACAGGCAUGUCCUCCGCCUAACAACCGCAAUAGUCAAACAAAAGGCAACGCAGGCCAGGAUCGGCAACGGGAAGCGGAAACGGAAGCGGUAGAGAAUCGGAACCAGGAACAUCAACUAGAGGACUCCCCUGCAGAUAUGGCAGCCGCCGCCACUGUCACUCCCCAAAAACCAGUAGUCCCUGGAUCUGGGUCGGGCUCGAACUCAGCAGCUAUGCCCUUGAACGAUGAGGUGAUCAGCAUUAGCAUCGAUAGCAUGGGCAAGGAGGAUAGCCUGCUGCCUCAGCAGCCCCAGCAACCCAUGAAGUUGAGCAAAAAGGCACUCCACCAGCGAGAUGCCGACGAGAAUCUGUUUCUGAGAUUCCUGGAGCUGGAUCCCCCAGCGGAUGGCAAUGCGAACAACACAACCCAGGCACAAACGACGGGCUCCCAAACUUCGGCUUCGAAAGCCAACGAGAGCAAUGCCAAUCACCUCAACAAUGGGACAUCCAGUGGCAGGAGACAGUCCACCAUGCCACCUAUCGCAGUAGGAGGAGGAGGAGCUGCUCGUCAGCAUCAGGGACGAACGCCAUUCACCAUAACGAAAAGACUAACACGAACGGAGGAGCGGGGCUUUGGAUUCUCAAUAGUUUGGACCCAUCCGCCGAGAGUGGAGAAAAUCGAGGCGGGACUUUCGGCCGAUCGAUGUGGAAUUCUGCCCGGCGACUAUGUGAUCUUUGUGGACAAGCACAAUGUGGUCACGAUGCCCGAGGCUGAUGUUCUGAAUUUGAUACGAUCGCAGGGUUCGUCCUUGACGUUGGAGAUAUUCAGAAGGUCAGGCGCGGGCGCCACAACAAUCACGACGGACUUGGGCCAGAAUAAUGCCAAUAUGAGCACCAGAUUGAGUGCAGCCGUGGGUUUGGGCAGCGAGGAGCACACGUUGGCCACCACCACCACCGGAACGACCACCGUGAUGAGUCUGCAAAGAACCGCCAGUACGAGAAUCCAGCCGGUGGGCAACAGUUUGAGCCGACCGGCCACCGCCUGCUCGGGAACCACUUCCUCCAUCGAGGCGGCCAAAAGGAGGCUCCAUCUGCCGCAGGUCACCUUCAGCAAGGAGUCGAUUGUGCCCAUUACGGACAACCGUAGGCGCUUUCUGCUCCAGCUGAUUAGUCGGGAACAGAACUUCACGGCUGCCCUGCACUUCGGAGUGGAUCGAUUCGUACAGCCGCUGGUGGAGCGAAAGGAUCUGAUCUCGCCGAAUGAUCAUCGUACUUUGUUCCAGAACAUCGACGAGCUGCUAAGGAUUGCGGAGGACAUCCUGGAGCAAUUGUGCAGCAGCGAUCAGCAGGAUCAGGAGCCACAUAUGAACUUUGCCUCGCGGGUCUAUCUGUCCAAGACAACAGCGAUCUGUGCGGCGUACAAGAAGUACUGCAACGGAAUCAAGCGGGCGGAUUGCGUUUUGGUCAAUAAAUCCCGACAGACGGGUUCCGAGUUUAUAGCUUUCAUCACUGAACCGGCGGUUCCACGUAAAAGACCCGACCUCACCAUGUUUAUCCAUCGACCACUGCAACAUUUUCGCGAGAUCCUCAAGUUGAUGCAGUUGCUCGCCGGCAACUGUCAUGUGGAUACUGAGGAGCACAAGAACUUCAGCACGGUUAUCAACGAAUUGCAGGCUGCUUAUCGGGAGAUCACUGUCAGCAGUGGUCUAAUGGAACCGCUAGGUGAAGGUCGCCCACUGUUAACCCUCCAGGAUCUGGAGUCCCGAAUGGUCUUCACCAAAUGCAAGCCUUUCACGUUGGCCGUUCAGGGUCGCCAAUGGAUCUUUGGUGGGGAUUUGUCUCGUGUUGAGGGCCGCUCCGUGAAACCCUAUUGGACUUUACUCUUCAGUGACAUCAUCGUCUUUGCCAAGGUCAGCCGGGAUCGAGUCCUAUUUAUCACGGAAGAGCCCAUACCCAUCGCCAAUGUGGUGGACUCUUGUUUUCACAUGCGGAAGAAAACCACCGAGUUCCGUCUCACCGUGGAUCCCAACGGCCGUUUGGCGGAGAGUCCUACGGGCUACUGUGCCCCCGAUCUCACCCGCACACCGAAACGUGGAGCCCGCCGCAAGAGCCUUAUUUUGAGGGCACCUUCGCUGGAACUCAAGGCAGUCUGGCAGAAUCUUCUCCAGCGGCAGAUAUUCCUAGUGAAUGCCGCACUGGGCUCCACGCCUUUGUCCAGUCCCUUGGACUCGCCGGAUGUCCUUAACACCCUGGUGCCACUAAGCGAUAUUGGACUAACCACCGCCUCCAUGGGGUCAAUGAAGCUGCCCUCGUUGGACAGCAUCCACCUGAAGCAGCAGCAGAAACAGCAGCGCAGCAGCAAUUCCCACGGCCAUGCCCACUCUGCCGGCGGAGAAGCCACCGAAAGAUCUGCGGAUCGCUGCCACGGUCACGGCCACAGCCGUGGUGUCCAUGGUGGUCAUGUGGAGCAGAUCGAGCUGCUGAUCGACGAGAAGUGUCGCAUUCUUAACAAGACUGGCACACCCAAGUCGAGUGCCUUGCACCUGGCCAACUGGAUGAAGGGCCAGCUGGACAAGCAACAGCAACAGGCUCGGCUAGCGGCCAUUGCGCGAUCCCAGGAGAAUGUAAGUGCCGAAGAUGAGCAGCUGAUCUUCAACAGCGACAGCGAACAGGACGAAAGGAUCACCUACUGGACCCGUCAGCAGCUGGAGAAACGCACCAAGGAGCUGAAUCUGGCCAAGGAGAAUGGCGGCCUAUCGGCGAAGCCCAAUUUCGGGGGCAAACGAUUGAGCGGCGUCGAGGAACUAAGCAUGAGUGCCACCUCGGAUAUAUACUCCACAUCGGAGGCGGAGGGCGUCACCAGUGUGAUCAGUCAGUCGCACAGCACCACAUCGGACAGCCAGAUAACCGUACGCUCGAGUCCCAUUGUCCUGGACAAGCUGGCCGUUUGCCGUCAUUGUCACAAGAAUUGCCAGCAGAGCGGGCCGGGCGGAGCUCGUGCUGGCAGCGGAGGCGGGGUCAAUAACUCCAGUUCCACGCCCGUCCUGCUCUGCAAUUCCCUGAAGGUCCAGCACAGCCAAUCCUCGCCAAAUCGCUGUUGCAAGCUCAACAAUGGCAUUGCGGGCUCCGUGGAUUUGGCCAAUACGAAAAUGAGCAAUCGGACAGGAACCGGUAGCGUGACCAGCAUGUCCAGUAGCACCAUAACGGGGGAGCUGUCCUCCAAGGUGGUGGCCAGUAGCAGUCGCCGGGAGACCGGUGACACCGAAAGCGACGUCGCCCAACUGAUAACCGAUGAAAUUUCCCAAUCGCAAUCAGAGGCCACGGAUGACAGCGUCGGUGCGAUGCCCAACAGUAGUAGCAGCGCCGGUGAGGGGAUCCCAACCAGCAUCGGCUCCCAGCUACGUCAUCUAGAUCCACCAGUCUCAGCUUCAUCCUUGCCCAAUGGUCACUGCUCGGCCGGCGGUGGUGGUGGUGGUGGCGGCUCGCCAAAACCGCUGCCGCCACCACGACGCACCCGCAUUGUGGCCCAAAUGUGCCAGGAACCAAUCAGGCCAAAGGCCAACCAGCAGGUCAAGGCCAUUGUUACCUUUACGGAGACAGCCAGGAUAAUGCGAAGCAGUCCGACGAAAGGAUCGGGAUCCGGCUCGGGCUCGGUGGGUGGUUCCCCCGCCAAAUAUACCGCCUGCCAUUGCCGCUGCACUCCAGAGGACUUUACCAAUGCCCAGCUUUCUCCGGACAAAAUGGAGCAUCAGACCUGUAAGCUACUGGAGUCACCGAAACAAACGGCCACCACUCUGCAGCAGAAACAGGAGGACGAGCAGUUGUCCCUGAUGCUCAUUGGCUUGGCUCAAUUUGCUCCAGCAGCCAAGCUUUGUGGACAGGAAAGGAUCUCGAAAGAGGAAAAUAGUACACCCACGAUAUCAGUAGUUCCACCCACUCCCGAUUCGGUACUCACUAAGACCAGCACUCAUGUCUGGGACAACAGUGGUUGCUCCUCGAAUGGCGGGGGAACGUCCACCACCAGCACCGCCACCACAACAACCAAACAGCCCAGGCAGGCUAUCAUUGAAAACAUACCAGAGGACUCGUGUGACGAGUCCCCUUUGGAUGAGGAACCACCCUAUCGACCCAUGAGCAGUGCUCUCCGGCGAUUUGGCACCAUGUCCAGUCUAGAGAAGUUACCCUCCGAUGACCGAAUGGAUGAAGGCGAUGAGCUGGACGACGAUUUAGAACCCUUUACACCAAAUGGCCACGAUGACUAUGGUCCCCAAAACGAGGAAGAGGACGAAGAAGAUGCCGGUUCGGAACGAGCUUUAGUGCAAAACGAUUUGGGGGCAUCGAGUUCAUCGGGAGUUAUGGUCAACGGCGAAGUCCUGGCCAGUGGAGCGUGGACAAAUCGAGCGGGUGCCUAUGUCACCGACAAGAUGUCCUUUUUCGAGGAGUCGCGGGCCUUCAUAGAUAAAUAUUUGGGUCGCUGGAAUGCUGGCGAUACGCAGCAGCAGCAGCAGCAACAGGGCACAGCCUCGGAGACGGAUGAGCAGAUGGACGAGUGUACUUCGGGAGCCACUAGUGGUGAAGAGGUUUGGGGCACGCCCACCAGUGGCGGGGAUAACGAUGAUCAGGACAUGCAGCUCAUUAAUUCGGAGAACACGCAUUCGUCGCCUACGAAGUCGAGCACCUCUUUGAAUGACGACGAUGACACGGAACUAAUGAUGGACGAGCUGCUGAUGGCACCACCGAUGACGGCUAGCACGAUCCGAGGACUAUUGCCACGCUUUUACAGACGUCGCCUUGAGCCCCUUUUUGAGGAGGAGACGGAGAGCGACGAAGAGAAGACUCAGCAGGACAGCGAUGACGUCAAAAAGGGGGAAGCAACGACCAAUGGCCACUACCUAGAGGAUUCGGCUGGAAGUUCAAGCGACAGCGAGGCGGCGCCACCAGUCCCACCACUAGCUCCUCGGCCAGUGGUGCCGGAUCGGGAGGAGGAUCCGUCGGUGGAGGACCUGGAGGAGGAUCCAGCGGCGGAGGACCAGGAAGACACGCACUCCAGCGUGGAGCGUCUACUUCCGAAUCUGGCCACGAGUGCGAUGGGGCCGCGUCCCUUGCUCACCACCCGAUUGCUGCCCACCACGGCCAUCGAUCCUCAGCCGCCGGCACCGCUGGUGGCCUCAUCCUGCGAGUAUCUGCUCGAUCAGCGCCCCUCGAGCGGCACAGGACGCGACCCCGUCGCCGGGAACAGCAGCACCACCACGACGCCAUCCACUCGGCGGGCGCCUCCGUCUCCGGUGAAGCCAGCAGUGAUGCCGAUCGUGACGAUGACGACGACGACGAUGACGACGACGAUGAGGACGAUGACGACGACGACGCCGAGUCGAGCUCCCUCAUCGAUUACUACAACAACCAGCAGCGCGAGCGGCACUACGAACUCCGGCGGCAGAGCCAGCGGCAGGCCUCCGAGAUUUGUACCGCCGCCGCCACCUCCGCGUCGCUUGCUCCUCACGCAGACCGAUCUAAGCGCUGCUCAGGCCAAAAUGGAGCCACCUCCAAAAAAAUCUGGCGCUACUGCUGACAGUGGCUGCUCGGCGGUUGUCGGCGCCGCCGCCAGCGUUUCGGACCCAAUCGCUACCGGGUCAAGGACAACACUGAGUACCAGCAGCUCGGUGGCGUUGGCCCAAAAACGACCGUCAUCAACGAUAAUCGAGACCUGCCUGCUGGGGGCACCCAGGCCCGCCUCAGCCACUUCAUCAGCAACAGUCUCGAGGACGGCAAAUCCGAUCCACCAGAGUCCCACCACCCUUCGUCAUCAACCCCGUUCGAAGGGGCAGCAGAGCAGCCCAGCUGCAGUGGCUCUGUCACCGCCGGCGGCACCACCAGACACACCCGCUGCCCCAGUGCCCCACGCUGGAUGCGGCCUAAGCCCAAGGCUGGAAAUGCGGCUGGCCCUCAAUCACGACAUCCUAGGGGACGAGGACUUGAUCUGCUACGAGCCUGGUCCCGAUCUAACAACUAUUCUGGGGCACGACCUCUCCACAUUUCAUCGUCUGACGGGUCGCGAUUUAUUGAGUCGUUCAGCCACGAACAGGGUGCAGCCAAAAGAGGCUGUCAUAUCGUACUCUCAACAUCGCAACUCAAAGAUGGACACCCCGACGGUGAACCGCCGGCCCCGCCCCCUCUCAGCGGGCGCCUUGGGCGGCUCGGCCAGCAACAACAACAAUCACAGUCGCAGCAGCAGCAGUCACGGCAGCAGUCCGCUCGCCGGUGGUUUAACCCGUGCCGCCGCCGAACCAAUGGGUCAUCUGCACCAAGCGGUUCAAGGUGGUGGAUCUGUUGGUCGAGUCGUCGGCGGGAACGGAAACGCCGGCGACAACAGCAUCGGCUCCAGCUCCAACAAAGGCGGGAACAAAUUAGGCGAUCUGGAAAUCUUAGCGAGACGAGAGAAGAUAUACUCCAUGUCUCAAUCGAGGAGUGGCUGUCGAGUCAAGGAGACGACGUCCACGACCACUCUGGUGACCAUGGCUACGGAGAUGCGUUCGGGGAUGGAUUCGGAGAAGCGCGACUCUUCCUGGCCCAAACGAGCAGCUGCAGCAGCCUCUCUGACGAGGACGAGGAGUACUACUUCGAUGGACGGAGCGGCAGCCAUCAGUACCACAACCACAACAACAAUGACUGAGGAGGCAUUCCUCGAGACCGAAGUGGGCAGAUCUAAGCGAUUAAUCAACUUUAUAAAGCGUCGCAACUCCGAGAUUACAGCCAGUAGCACCAGCAGCACCCCCAACUUCUCCGACGGCGCCUUUGGCGAACAGCCACAUCCGAGCCACAGCCAGAGCAGCCUUCAUCUCCAGAAGCUGCCGCCAGGCCAGUCGCAGGCCCAGGACUCAGUGGAGAUGGCACAGAUGUCGCCACGCAAGGAUAACGACAAGCCAUCACUGAACCGCCGCCUGUGGAAGCAGAUCAUCAAACGCCGACGCACCAACUCCGUGUCCCAAAUAGUCGCAGGCUAGGGAAUCACCACUUGACCCACUUUGUCCCUUCUGUUACUGUUUUUCUAACUGUGUUGUGUGGGUAGAUUUUAGCUAAGUAUCAAAAGAGCCUCGAUUAACGAUUAACGAUUACCGAUGAGCAAUGAUAAAUGAUCGAUAAGCGAUGUUAGAUAACAAUUUGCACGGGGCAGCCCAACCAUAUCACGGUGAUCGUAACGGGCUGUCUCACCGAAAGAACUGGCUAAAUGCAAAACCAAACACUUAGUAAUAUGUUAAGAUUUUUGAUACGACUUUGUAGCUAGCGAAUCCCCCGGAUCGCAACGAUUCCGGGCAGCUCUAGGCGUCCAAUUGCGUCCAAAACAAACAAAAAAAACGAUAAGCGAUAAGCGAUUAAAACGAUUUUUAAUCGAUAUAAAAAUCGAUUCUCCUGCCAGCAGAGCCAAGGUGGCAGAACCGAGUCCCAGCCAAAUAAGAUAUAGACAACGAUAUAGCCAGCCAGUCAGUCAGUCAGUCUCUGUCAGUCUCUGUCAGUUGGUAAUAUUGGGCACACUCUCACUCACUCUCACUCACUCGAAAAUAGAAAUUUUAGCCAUUAAAAGAAAAAGGAAAGGAAAAACAUAACACUUGCAGUCCAGCCAAAUGAAUUAGGAUCUAGAGGAGUUCGUACACUGACUAUUUUUUUUAGAGAUCAUGAUUAUGUCUUAAAGCUUAGCAGUUUCGGGUUUAUGUUGCGGGAUCGAGACGGUGAAAUUGCCUUACGAAUUCAAUGAACUAUUGUAUGGAUAGCUUAGCGUAGUUCGAGUAGUCUUUAUACACAUAACAUUUACAGCCUCAGCAGUUAGUAGUAGUAGUAGUAGUAGUAGUACAUAAUAUGUGUGGUAUGUCGUUAGUUGUCGGUCGUAAUACAAUUUUUAGUACUUAAAUUCCACGUUUUCUCAACUAUUUACAAAUGGAAAUUUUUGCAUCAGUUAGAUCUUAUAUAAAUAUAUAGGGAAUCUUGGUAGUUCAUUUCACAUUGAAAUUUAUAUUGGAAUUGGAAUUGGAAUUAGAAUUGAAAUUGAAAUCGGAAUCGGAAUAGGAAUCUGAAUUGAGGAAACGAAAAUUGUUUAGCUCAGCGCUGAGUUUGAGCUAGGGAAAAACGCUAACAAAUUAUACGAAUUAAUAACAAACGAGAUCAAGUACAUUUAUCAGCUUUAAUAGAAAAUCUAAUAUAUAUAUAUAUAUAUAUAUAUAUAUACAUGGAUCUAAAUAGUUCUAGAUAUAGUUAUAUAUAAUUGACAUAUACGAAUUACUUUUGAAUAGUGAGUACGCGCGAUCGAGUUAUUAGGCAUUUAUCACUCGCAUUCACUCACACACUCGAGGCAUUCAUUGAUCCAGCCAGCACGUGAGAUAUUUAGCGAUUUACUUUGUAAAUUCAGAUACACUCAAAGGCAAACACACUGAGAUUUUAUGGCUAUUGAAGUAAGAACAGUAAGACAAAACAUCCAUUUGCGGAGUACAUUGAUUUUGUUGGUAGCAAAAGUAGAGGUCAGUAAAGAGUUUCUCUUGAAAUUCGUUUAGAAAUUCAAUUAUUUAAUGAACUUAUUUCAAAGGCAAGCAAGCGCAAGCAUCCAAAUAAAUUCAAUAUACAAUAAAUCAAUAUCGAAUACAUCA